This is a messenger RNA of Ictalurus furcatus (blue catfish), 5758 nucleotides long. RefSeq names its product MAPK interacting serine/threonine kinase 2b (gene mknk2b). NCBI's taxonomy places the organism in Eukaryota, Metazoa, Chordata, Actinopteri, Siluriformes, Ictaluridae. The transcript is spliced from 14 exons. Gene Ontology annotation, biological process: protein autophosphorylation; peptidyl-serine phosphorylation; intracellular signal transduction. Gene Ontology annotation, cellular component: nucleus; cytoplasm. The coding region runs from base 251 to 1681 and encodes 476 amino acids. The record is from RefSeq and is a predicted model, not a curated record. Gene Ontology annotation, molecular function: calcium-dependent protein serine/threonine kinase activity; ATP binding; calmodulin binding.
GUGCUUUCUAUCGUCCACACAGUAGAACAUCGGUGGGUCCACGACCACACCAACAGCAGAGGGGUCGCGCAACGGCAAUCAGACUGGAGCUUUAAAUUCAAAUCAACGGGGCUUCCCGUUUAAAGCACUGCAGUCACCAGACAUCGGAUUAGCGAAGUGAGACUAAUCACUCCAGCUAAGCAAACCGUUGUUGCCGGCAGCCACUGAUCCGAUCGGAACGGGGGGAAAAGUCACCGAAUCAGGAAGUAAAAUGGUGCAGAACAAGAUCGCAGCCGUAACCGGAUUCCACCGCUCUUUCAAGGGCCAAAAUCCUUUCGAAACGGACGAAUUCUCCAAAACCGGAUCCCACCUUCUUGAUCCCGCCUUCAAUUUCGAUUGCUCCACUCGCCCCGACAUGCCAGCCAGCCAGCCGAUCGACAUCCCAGACGCCAAGAAGCGAAACAAGAAGAAAAAGAGGUGCCGGGCGACGGACAGCUUCUCGGGACGGUUUGAGGAUGUCUAUAAGCUGCAGGACGAAGUGUUGGGAGAGGGCGCUUACGCAAAAGUGCAAACGUGCAUCAGCCAAAUCACGCAGAAGGAAUACGCCGUGAAGAUCAUAGAGAAGAGACCGGGACAUAGCCGAAGUCGCGUGUUCAGGGAGGUGGAGAUGCUGUAUCAGUGCCAGGGCCACAGAAACAUCCUGGAGCUUGUGGAGUUUUUCGAGGAGGAGGAUAAGUUCUACCUGGUGUUUGAGAAGCUGAGGGGAGGCUCCGUCUUGACCCACAUUCACAGAAGGAGACACUUCAGCGAACAGGAAGCGAGCAUUGUGGUGCAGGACAUCGCAAGCGCACUGGACUUUCUGCACAACAAAGGGAUGGCCCAUAGAGACCUCAAGCCUGAAAACAUCUUAUGUGAACAUCAAGACAGGAUUUCACCCGUGAAAAUCUGCGAUUUCGACCUGGGCAGUGGAAUCAAGCUGAACAGCGACAGCUCUCCCAUCUCUACCCCAGAGCUCCUCACACCGUGUGGUUCUGCUGAAUACAUGGCGCCCGAGGUGGUGGAGGCGUUCAACGAGGAAGCCACCAUCUACGAUAAACGCUGCGACCUGUGGAGCCUGGGCGUCAUCCUGUACAUCAUGCUGAGUGGCUAUCCUCCCUUCGUGGGCCGCUGUGGAAGCGACUGCGGCUGGGAGAACGGGGAGCCUUGUCACGCCUGCCAAAACACACUGUUCGAGAGUAUCCAGGAGGGCAAAUACGAGUUUCCCGAGAAAGAGUGGGCCCAUAUUUCCUGGAGUGCCAAAGACCUCAUCUCCAGACUGUUGGUCCGGGACGCAAAGAACCGGCUCAGCGCCGCUCAGGUUCUGCAGCACCCAUGGGUGCAAGGGGGUGCUCCUGAUUCUAUCCCAGCCUCCAUCCUGCUUCAAAGGAACAGCAGCGCCAAGGACAUAACAUUCUUCGCCGGACAGGCGAUGGCUGUGAACCGGCAGCUCGCAGAGCAGGACGUCCUGGAAGCUCAGCUGCAGGAAGAGGCGUCUCCUCAGGUGGUGACGGCAGGCGCGUGCUCUAUGCGUCUCUCGCCGCCAUCCAAUUCCAAACUGGCCAAACGGAGGCAGAGGAGCAGCGCCAUGAAGGGGGCGCCGGUGUCCGCCGCCGAGCUCAGCCAGCUCCUCGCUCCGCUUGUCCUUAUCGGAGACUGCGCCUGAGAGCCGUUUCAGUUCCGCUCAACCUGCUGGACAGUCGGCGAGGGGAAGAAAAAAAAAAAUAUAUGUUUGUUUUUUUUUUUUCCCCAUUUUGUUUUUUUUUUUUUUGGAAGUCUCUGCUGCCCCAUCAUUCAGGUAUCCCUCUGCCUAUCCGUGCCUCUUCCUCAUUAAAGGAGUGCCUCAUCUAAGAUAGAAUUUUUGGGUGAAGUAUUUCCUGUAUGCAAAAUGAGGGCGUCUGAGGCUCGUCCUGAACCCGGUUGCGGCGUCGCGCCCUCCUCUAUUCAUCCUCAGGCUCCUCCAGCACUUCUGCCAGCACCGCGCGGCAAGGUUCGGGACGGGACGGAUAAGCAGAGGGAUAAGUCAACCGUUUUUUUUUUUGUUUGUUUGUUUGUUUGUUUGUUUGUUUGUUUUGUUGGGUUUUUUUUAAAUCUUAUUUUUAUUGAAAAGGCAGAAUUUUGAAGCCAGACGCUCAAGACACCAAAGGACUACGACACCUACAGAAACCCCUUCCCCGUUCCUCAGCUGCUUCCACUUUUACAACUGGAUCCACUGUGAAUUUUUAUUAUUAGUUUCUUUUGGUUUUUUUUUUUUGUUUUUUUUUGGGUUCUUUUUCUCAAUGAGAAGACUUUCAGGAAUGUUCUGCCUCCCGUACGUGUACGUGCCCGGACGUCCGCGUCGUCAGUUCUAAGAUUCGCACGCUUUAUGCAAUUCCUAAUUACUUCAUCACUCAAGCUGUCAGACUUCUGGGAGAUGUUUCGUGUUUUAUUUAUUUUUUUUUUUGUUUUUUCCCCCCCUUUCUUUUCUGUGCUAUCAGUGCCUCGCCUCCAUUAGUUUUCCAAAGCCAGUGAAUUCCUGUCAUCAGCAAACAAAACCCCAGACACUCACUCGUACAGCAUUAAACCUGACGUCUGUUAUUCAAGGAUUGGCUUUUUCUACCAAAUUAACAAAAGCACUUAAAAUACAUAUAUAUAUAUCCCCCCCCCCCCCAAAUCAGUGCCAGAGUACAUUUGCGUAUAUUCAAACGCAUUUUCUCCAAAAGUGCACUUUGUGAACUCUGAUCGCCGUACUUUGGGAUCCUACUUGAGUUCCUUUUUUUUUUUCUUUUCUUCUUCUUCUUCUUCCUCCUCUCUCCCCCUACAUUUUUUUUUUUAAAGCCAUUAACUUCUCAGACUUGUCUUCUGUUGAAGAUCAUAAGUAAACGUAUAACAUUUUUUUUUGCGUCGACCGUGAUCAGCACAAGGGGGUUAGUCGUCAAGCACAUGCUGGGGGCGGCGGGACGAUCACGUGGUUAUGCAAGCACAGGUUUGUUUACGUCAUUAACUGAACUCCAGCUGGUCAGGGAAUAAGGCUUUGGGGGCGGGGGGACAAAACAAACAAAACCGUUUGGUACCGAUGUCCCAGUCUGACGGUACAGUGAUUAUAUAAACCCGUUGCCUCGUAGGCACUGCCAAAUACGUGAAACAUUUACAACCCAUUAAGAGAGAAGAGGGCAGGGGAGACGUUUUUGUCAUAAAGUUAAAAAAAUGAAGAAAAAAAAAAAGAUGGAAAAGCAUUCCAGGAAAAAAAAAAAAAACAAGUCGGAAAAACUUACAAAAAAAAAAAGUCUUCCAAGGCAGUGUAGCUGUAUGAAUAAGUGUGAACAAUUCUUCUUUUUUUUUUUCGUUUAAAAAGUUUACUUGUCGGUUUUUUUUCUUUGUUUUUUUUUUGUGUGUAACUCCAUUUGAAUAUUGAAACUGUGCCACACUGAUGUUUUAAGCUUGUUGUUGUUGUUGUUGUUGUUAUUGUUAUUAUUAUUAUUAUUAUUAUUAUUGCUAUUGUAUCUUCAUCUUCAAUUCAAGCAGGUGCUGUUCAAAAUGUUCAGGUGAAACACCAGAUUUUUUUUUUUUUUUUUUUUUUAGUCCCCCCGCCCCCCCCCCCCCCCUUUUUUUUUUUUUAAACUUCGUUUAAGUAUUCAUGUGAUGUAUUGCCGGUGCAGAAGUUGGGGUAUAUAAUGUGUGAAUUAUUUUUUAUUUUUUUUAAACAAAAUUGAAGUGAGAACGAAAAGGCAGUUACUUUGAUUACUUUCAGUGUUUUUCAUCAGGGGUGGACAAAUCAUCAUAAAUUCCUUCUCAGAGCCCAACACCAUAACCUAACCGACGAGGAUAAAAGUGUAAAGUCGUGUAACGACGUACGGCGAGCGAGCUAGCUAGUCGAGCGCGUUAAUACAGGUACAAACGAGUAAAUGGUCACAUAGAAGAUGACUCAGGUGUUCUCCUUUUCUAUGAAAAAUAAAGUCUCUGAGUGGGGGGGGGGGCGGAGUCAUGAGCGAGGCAUCGGACGACGUUUCCGCUACGAGCGGUGACGCUCCGUCCUCACGUAACCGAUGAUCUCGGAGUCUGGGUAGCGUCUUGUUCUUGACGUGUUGAACAAACACGUGCAAGCAGAGGAAAACGUCUCUUUUUGCAAACGCUGGCUUGUCUACUGAGCAAAUUGUCCAUUAGGUGACUGAAUUUAAAAAAGAAAAACAAACAAAACGCUAAUAUCCUGGACAGGUCAUCAUCUUGUCCCGAGUUAGCGAUUUGUCCACCUCAUUUCUUGUUAGUAACGUUGUCUAACUUCAGGUUAGUCUACUUCAUGCGUUAGUUUUUAUUAUUAUUAUUAUUAUUAUUUUUAUCCCGCGUAACUAGCUUUCUGACCCGGAACGCAGGAUUGUGCUGGAGGGAUGUUUGGCAAAGGAAGUGCAUCGUUUGAGUCUAGACGUACGUGUCCACAUUGGUAGAUUGGUGGAACUUGUUUUAUGGGUUGUACUUGUUUUCAGGCAUUAAUGUCACCAAUGAGAAGGCAAAAACAAACAAAAAAACAAAAACAACAACAUCCGCACGAUGUAUAAUAAUCCUGUUGAAUGUUUAAGCGAGCGCCCCGCGUUCGGUGGUGCGUUUCCUUUCGUAGGUUGCAAAACGACAAACAAACGGCACUCGAGCCUAUUAGUUGAGAAUAGGACACUGAUUGUAAUAUUUUUUUUUUUUCUUUCUUCUUUUUAUACAUAUAUAUUUCUACAUUUUGCAUCUUUUUGUGGAGGUUUUAUGUCUUAUAGUAAGACUUACUUGAAUUGUAUAUGCAGCGGUUUUCUCACAUUUUGCUCGGGAAACUACCUUUAUACCUGUACACAAAGCUGUUCAUGAGACAAAGCAAUCGCUUGGUUUGGAGAAUCAUUUCGACCACGAGUCGAAUCAGUAUUGGACUCUCCUGUAUUUAAUUCUCCUCGUCCGGUUUUUACUGCAAAGGCACAGAACUUUGGUUUCGUUCUCAAAAACAAAAAAUAAGAAACGUGGCUUGGAUUCGGACGUCCGAAAGCAUCCGAGACGAGAUCCACCACUGUUUUAUUAUCGUUAUUACUAUUUUCUUUUUCCCCCUUAUCCAGAAGUUAAGGACUGCCUCAUGUUAAAGAGUCGGGGACGAGAUUUAAUCCUCACCUUUUCUUUACUUCCGUUUGUUUUUGUCGUUAUGAAAAAGGUUGAAGGAACAGCGUUCUUUCUUAACAGCUGUACUUGUAGCAGUGGGAUUUUGGAGUUCAACCUUAUUUCCCCAAAUGAAUUUAUUACUAUAGGGGCCGAAAUGCUUUUAUUUUCCCCUCUGUUAAACUGUAUAUUUUUUUUUAUUAUUAUUUUUUUUUUUUUUUUCAUGUUAAUGUGACCUGAAGGUUGAAAAACUCAUGUAUUCAGCACUGUCUGAUUUUCUGAUUUUUUUUUUUUUUCCCACCCACAACCCAAAUGACUCAUGGGAAGAAGAUCCAAACUGCAGGGUUAUUUCCACGAAGCGGGAUUUCUCGGUUAGUCGAGCGAGGGUCUUUCAGUAGGACAGUCCCCGACCUCUCCUCUUCUCCUGUUGGUCGGUCUGUCUCGCUCAACCGAGAAAGCUCGCUUCCUGAAACGACCCGCCGCCCGGGGUUUCCUCUCGGGAUGACGACAAAAACCAUAAAAAGCACUUUACUGUACCACGUGGCUGAUUUUCAGUUCACUCAAAGCAAGACAUAUGACUUGUUGCAGGAUUUUGUAUUGUUUUCUAAUGAAAAACAAUAAAAAAAACGCUUUGAACCACAAA